Megachile rotundata (alfalfa leafcutting bee) is the source of this 3399-nucleotide messenger RNA. It is a transcript of the gene chn, whose product is annotated as zinc finger transcriptional factor charlatan. Gene Ontology annotation, biological process: regulation of gene expression. NCBI's taxonomy places the organism in Eukaryota, Metazoa, Arthropoda, Insecta, Hymenoptera, Megachilidae. Gene Ontology annotation, cellular component: nucleus. The record is from RefSeq and is a predicted model, not a curated record.
ACGCGCGCGUGUACGCGCCGCUGCUCGCCAGAGGGUUGCCCCAGACGCUCUUUCUCUUUCCCUCUGCGCAUUUUCCGCUCGCGGUCGACGAUCAAUACAAGGGGCUGCCUCCUUCUUCCACGUUCGCUUCGGGACGUCGAACAAACGCGUGUUACGUAGCCUCGUACCAGGAGUCGGGAUCGAAAUCGAUCGAUCGGGGGGGUUGCGAUCCAGCUCGAUCGACGCUCGCGACGAGCCGAUCGACCGGAUAAUGAGGAACGUUAUCUAGGUAGCCGGCAUCGAUUUUCUUCAUAGACCCUGUUGUAAUAGAGCUUUGAAGUUUCAAAGGUAGAAGAGGGUUUAUUGUUCCAAGGGUAACCGGCGACGAACGGGAAAAUGGAAGGCAGUGGGACUGGAAUUAGCAGGCUCGACUGCUAUGAAGAUAUGUUCAAGGAAAUCACCAGAAAGCUGUACGGUGAAGAUCCUGAUCAUAGAACGUCGAGCGUGCAAAACGAAUUUGAGACGUCCGUUUCGUACAAGAACGACGAGGACACCGGAAACGGAACCGACGGCAGCGACGAUGGAAACUGGACUUGCGAGGAGGAGCCCCUCAAAGGCACCGACGGCAGUCGAAUUGCGGCUUAUCACGCUGGAAAGGCUACCUGGAGGUGCUACGAGUGCGGGGACGUGAUGGGCGGCGGACCACGGGACAUAGCCGAGCAUUUCAUGGAACUCCAUUCCUCGAGGAUCUUGGCAGACGACAGUAGGAACAGGCACCAUUCACCUCGGAAGGAUUACCUGCAGUCGGAGCUGAAAAUCGAGGACGUGAUUUCGUACCUGGAGAGGCUACGCGAACGCGCUGAGCGUGUAGCGCCACCGUCUAGACGGACUCAGGAAACGCAAACUGUACCUGCUGCUUUGUUGCCGGUCACCUCGACAUUUUUGCUGCAGGAGUUACCUUCUGCUCCUGCUCCGCAACAUUUGCAUCAGAAUACAACGACGAUACCAACAUCCGCCACGGUCUCCGCCAGCGGCAAGCGCUACACCUGUCCGUAUUGUCCUUACGGAACCGAUCGUCGCGACCUGUACACGCGACACGAGAACAUCCACCGCGAAGAAAAGCCGUUCCACUGUUACAUCUGUUACAAACCGUUCAAUCGCGCCGAUCACGUGAAGAAGCACUUCCUUCGGAUGCACCGGGAACACGGUUACGAGUUGUCCAGGAUACGCAGACCGGCAGGAUCUGGAGCGCCGAAGCCUCUCCAGCAAGAUUCCGCAGCCGCCAGCACCGGAAACGCGAAUGCCAACGGUCAGCAACAGCAGCAGCAGCAACAGCAACAGCAACAACACGCCAGUUACACGUCCGGAUUCAACAAUAAUAAGAAUUACCAGCUGCAGCCGAAUCCUGGGAAUAAUGCGACUGCGAAUACUGGGGGGAUUUAUCAGGGCACGUCGAUGCCCGCGCCGGGCAUCAUGCAACCGGAUGCGGGAAAUUGUAAUACUGGAAGAAGGGUGCAAAACGGGGGAUGUAACAGUAAGAGUCAUCUGAAGGGAGGAUCUAAAGGGGCUCAGGAACGGAGGUACACUUGUUGCUAUUGUUCCUGGAGCGGUGUAGACAACUGGUGCCUGAAACGACACUUGAACACGCACCUUAAACCCUUCGCCUGCACGCUCUGCGAGUACAAAGCAGCCCGCGCCGAGCGUCUCGCGACUCACGUGCUGAAGGUCCACAACAGACGACAGUGUUCGAGGUGCUCUUUCCUCGGUGAAGACGCGGCGCAGCUGCAGAUGCAUCAGCUGCAUGUGCAUCGUGUGAGCAGUGCCAAUGCACCUGCGACCUCUACCGCUCAGGCUGCACCGCCGCCUAAUAAUCGUCAUCAGCAACCGUUGCAUCCCGCGGGAGGAGGACGACCGCCACCUGGUCCGCCAGUUUUUCCAGCACCGGCUCCAGCCAUCGCACCUGCUACCACCGUCAUACCGCCAACAACGAUACUCGGCUAUCGAGCCGUCGCCGAAGCAACCGAGGGUCAGUCAUCCUGGGAGCCGUCCGAGUGCCCCUGGAGCUGGGAUGCCCACAGGAGCCGCAGACGAUCCAGGAAACAGAGUCUGCCCAGAAAGGUGACCUGCAUCCAGGAUUUCGAGGACGACGAGUUGCCCUCUCUGGACGCGAGCAAGGACGAGAGUCAGGACGUCAGAUCCGACAAGACAACCGAGGAGGUGUUGGACGACCUGAGGAAGAGGUAUCGAUGCAAACCGGACAGGAAAGGAAUGCUCAAGUGUCGACUUUGUCCUAACGACGCUCUCGCCAGGGGAUCUAUCUGUCGACCCUAUCAUACCAAAGCUUCUCUAGCGCUUCACAAGAUAUGGAGACACGCCAGACGCAAGAGGUGCCUCAAGAACUGCGUGACCAAGCCUCGUCCCACGUCGCAGGUGUCCUCCAUCACAUUGAAGGCUACGGUGUUCACCAGCCCCGGUUAUGGUUACCAUAGAUAGCACGCGGCGUUUGCAGCUGCGAUGUGGACUCGAGCGGACGGAUUUCAAAUUGUACCGCUUGUUUCUUGAUUCUAGGACUUUGGAGGGACUCCUGUUGCUACCUGAUUGUUUUGGAAAGCGUUUCUAAGGUCGAAUGUCGCAAGUUUGCAAGUCUUCGAAAUUUUGUAAACCUGAAGUGUUAAAAAUUUGUCAGAUGAUGUCUGAAAAAAUGUACGAAUUCCUAUCUUUCAGAGUCCCCAUAGUGAGCCUAAAGAAAAUGAGUUUUGCGAAGGUAACUGAGAUGUGUGCCUUUUGAAAUCCACCGUAUCGAAAGUAUAAUCGCAUCGUGUCGCGUUUAUCCUCUCCAGGAUCGAUUAGUUAGAUGAACAGCGUAUCUCUAAUUAGAAUUGCGGAUCGUCGUAGCCAACGACAACGAUUUUAAAAUAGCAAGAUCUCGUCGAAAUAGGUGCGAGUCAGACGACGCGGAGUUUUUGCGCUUCUAACGAUUGAAGGAUGUUAAUUAUAAGGGACUACGAAUAAAAUAAAACAGCGAAACCGUAGGAUUAAGGAACGACUAAUCGAAAGUACCUCGACAAGCGCGAAUUUUCAUCGCGAACGACCAUCUCGAUGCUCGUUCGAGCCUCCGACGAGGAACGACUAUUUUCCUUUGUAUAGAUAUUGCGCGAAUUAACGACAUUAACGAUCGUCUCCAAUCGAUGUCUAAUUGUGCGUUUGUCCAUUGUCCGUCUCUGUAAUUACGUAAUUGCUUUUCCGUUUCAUCGUCGAUGGACUUUGCGUGAGAAUGCACUCUGUGUGCAGCCAGAACGAGGACCGGAGCGCAACGCGAUCCGUGAUUGGCCGGGCGAGCAUGAUUUUUAUAUAAGGGAUAUUUGUACAAAACCACUAUCUUGUUUACGUUAUUACAUAAAAUAUAUUAUAUCUAUUGUA